CCUCUCAGGGUCCAAUGCAGGGCUUUGCACCUCCAGCCAUGAACCCUGACCCAGGCUUUGGUGCACCUUACCUGCCAGAACAGUCUGUUUCAUACACAGGGACACCCUUGCCACCACAAGGGUCCCUCAAUGAGGCACUGCCGACUGUACCAGAGCAGCAACAAAACCAUCAGCCAGUGGAAAGGCGUUUAAGUUCUGCGCCGUCCUCGCCAACCAGAAAUGCUUUCCCCCCGCAGGAACAGAUUGAUUUCUAUGACCAAAUGGUCCACAUGGCCCCAGGCAGAAGGUCCAGGCCUACUUCUCAGUCUUCGAUGCACUUGGGUCAUGGAAGACGGUCUCGCACAACAUCCGAGUCCUCCAGUCACUCAAUCGGACGUGACGGAAGAAACUCUGCUGGAGUGCAGCCCAGUCCACCUCCUCCAUCGAUUCCAGAACAACCGGCACGCAAACCAGAAAAACCGAAGAAGGACUCGCCCAAGAAGGGCGGGGGAGGAGGAUGGCUCAGUUGGCUGACUCGAAAAGGAAAAAAUGAGGCUCACCUACCGGACGAUAAAAACAAAUCGAUUGUCUGGGAUGAGAAGAAACAGCGCUGGGUUAAUCAAGACGAACCUGAAGAGGAGGGCAAACCACUUCCACCACCUCCCCCUGGUUUCCCAAAGAUGGGUCCACAGAUGGCACAAAUGGGGCCUGGAAGGCCACCUGGCAGUGGUCCCCAAGUUAACAUGUUUUCAAGGAAAGCUGGUGCAAGAGGUCGAUACGUUGACAUUCUCAACCCUGGAGGAAUAGGUACCAAGCCUCGUUGUCCUACCCCUGCCCCAGCAGCUUUGUUUGCACCUCUGGCACCAAUGCCCAUCCCUGCAAACCUCUUCGUACCCAGUGCAGCUGAUGGUGGACAGCCUAUGGAAGGCAGCACUGCUGAAGCGGAACCCAACACAGAACAGAGUAACAUGGACACACAGUUUCUUAACCCAGCAGCUUGCCCUCCUGGCUCUGAAGCACCUGUGAAUACAGAGGGGUCACAGUCUGGGGAGCUCUCACGUUCUAGCUCAAUGAGUUCAUUAUCACGUGAGGUGAGCCAGCAUUUCAAACAGGCUUCUAACCAGCCCCCUGCUCAUGGAGGUCUACCUGCAGGAGGUGUCACUUUCUAUAACCCCUCUCAGUUUACACAGCCAGAAGGACCAUCGGCUGGCACAAGAGCGGGGAGAUUCAGCCAGAGAAAAUACCCAGCCGUGAAGUAACAUCUGCCAGCCUGACCCGUCUACCCUUUCAAGAAAAUAAUGAAUUCCCACAUACAGUCAAUAAUUCAUUGUGACAUUAACUAUUACAGGAAUGCAAAUUAAGAAAGAAAACAAGAUCAAGAUACUUAUCCACAGUAGUUUUCUAAAGUUUAAUAUUGUCUUAAUUUCAGUAUUUAACUGUUUACUAUAACUGCCCAAUUGGGUCCAUCAGAAUAAUUGUGAAUGUCACAAUGCUUUAUUGAUCUGCAUAUUCAAAAUGUUAUCAGCAUUUGUCACACACUUAAAAAGCAAACUUGCUCAGAAUAUUGAACAAGAUUAUUCAGGAGCCAGUAGUUUUACCAUCACAGACAAUUAGUAAAGCAAAAAUGACAUGUUUUAAUUUAUUGAAUGCUUUUUAUUUAAAUAUUGGUGAAAAACAAACUUGUUACCAUUGAGCACAAGGACCAUGGCCCUUGUAUACCAUUCCUCAAUACACAAGUCAGGACCCUGCUUAAAUCCUUCUAAGAACUUUUUUUUUUAAUUUGAAUAAAUGAAUCACCUGUUUUUAUCCUAUAUGUAUGUAGUUGACUUUGAUUCUAGAAGGCUGCUGUCAAAACAAAUUAUAUAGCCUGUCUGUAUAACAGGCAAAGCUUAAAAAUCUGGAAGGGUGGAUUGUGUGAAUUUUUUUUUAAAGUGCAAUAUUAUAUAUGCUUUCUCUUAACUGAUCUUGUCAUUAAGAGGGGGAAACGGCUUGACAGAAAUGUGAAAGUGGUUGUUUACCCAUUAUGAGUGUUGGAAUGUGAUUUGUAAUUACCUGCCAUGUGUAGUAAUUGUUAUAAUUAACCAAGAUCUUCAUUUAUCUGCUCUAAUGUUUUAACCAUACUAAAAUAAAGAGGAAGACCAGAACCACGGAAAACCAGCGUUACUUUGGCAGAAGGUGUCCGAAUUCAACAUCAUUGGAAUUCCGUUUUAUUGUCGUACAUCUUUUCAAAUAUGUGUAUAUCAGAAUCAAAUCGUAUUUAUGAUAUGUGAUCAAAAGAGGUGAAAAGCUUAUUAAUUAAUGAAUUAAUCUAACUUAACAUGACUAGGACAAACUGUAGUGUAUGAAAAUUCUGAUCCUCAGUUGUACUUUUUUCAACAUAGUACCCAAGGUUUUCAAAGCAUCUACCAGUACAGAAUGAAGUACAACAGUUCAUUUAUGGAAUGUUAUUGGAGGGGGAGGUAAAAAAGAGGUUUUGGUCUAAUCUUUUUUUAGUGGAUUGUCAACGUGAUUUUUUUUCCCCCCUGUCAUUCUAAAUGUAUCUGAAUCUUUGCUUUCAUGUAGUUCAUGAAUCUGUAUCUCCAUGUAGACUGCUGAAUGCUUUUAACUCAGAAAGCUUCCUUUUGUUUAAGGGAGCUCUUAUUUUUCCUAAAAGUGUUUGAAUUGACACUGUAAGAUUCGUAACAAAAUAAUAAAUAAAUAUUUUGCGCUCUGGAGCACUUUCAAA
Messenger RNA from Polyodon spathula (Mississippi paddlefish), 2704 nucleotides. RefSeq names its product protein transport protein Sec16A-like. Bases 15 to 1238 code for a protein of 407 amino acids. The transcript has 13 exons. The record is from RefSeq and is a predicted model, not a curated record. Gene Ontology annotation, cellular component: endoplasmic reticulum exit site; ER to Golgi transport vesicle membrane. Gene Ontology annotation, biological process: autophagy; Golgi organization; COPII vesicle coat assembly. Lineage: Eukaryota; Metazoa; Chordata; Actinopteri; Acipenseriformes; Polyodontidae.